Magallana angulata is the source of this 3698-nucleotide messenger RNA. RefSeq lists its product as uncharacterized. NCBI's taxonomy places the organism in Eukaryota, Metazoa, Mollusca, Bivalvia, Ostreida, Ostreidae. The record is from RefSeq and is a predicted model, not a curated record. Bases 105 to 1442 code for a protein of 445 amino acids. The transcript is spliced from 11 exons.
CAGAGCGUUAACUUCCUGGUACUUCGAAACGUUUCAGUAAUGUCUUAUUUUGUGUGUAAACAUUCUCCUUGAUCAACGUGUAAGAUUAGUUUAAACAACUUAACAUGAUGGCACAGCCUGUCGACUUAGUUGUUUUCAUCAUCAAAAUCAUAGCCUUGAUAAAAAGUAGCCUGCUUGUAAGGUCUGUUUGUCUUCAUGAAGUAUUGACAUUUUACAAUGAAGAAAAUGAUGGAGCCUGUGAAUUUAAUAAGGAAAAGUUCACCAAUGUCUUUAUUGAAAAUGAGGAUGCAAAGAGAUGCCAAAUCAAUUGCUCCAUUAAAUCACUUGAUCCACUUUAUAAAGAUAUGGAUGCAUCCAAAAAAUACGAAAUAGAGGAAUUGAAAAUUGUUUUUUUGUCAACAACAUACACCUUUAUUUUGGAAAAGCAAUGCCCUGACUAUCCAAAUAAAAAUGUCUAUGUUACAAUCAAUUGUGAAGGAAAAUAUUUACAAGAUCGUGGAAUAGGCGAGAGUUGUGUCAAUGACAACCAAUGUGUGAAUGUAAAUGUUAAUUCUACUUGUGAUGAGACGACCCAACUGUGUCAGUGCAAGUCAGGACACCUGUACUUGUGGGAGAAUAAGACAUGUUCUCCAGUUCAAGAAUUAGGCGAAAUGUGUUACGAUUCUAGACAAUGCAAAUGGAUGAAUCCAUAUUCCAUGUGUAACAAUGAAAAUGAAUGCGAGUGUCAACGUGGAUAUGUUAAACUGAAUAACUCAUGCAUGCCAGAGCGCCGACUGAAUGAAACGUGCGAAGAUGAUCUACAAUGCUCAAUGGUUACAACUAACUCUACCUGUAACAAAAUUACGAAGCUAUGCACGUGUAACGAAGGCCAUCUACAGAUGAUGAACAUGUGUGUUCAUGGUCGUUUGGUGGAAGAAAUUUUAAAUCACUGCAAGAAAGUACAGUUAUCCAUCGAAAAUUUGGCGGAUAAUAACGUGGAACAGAUCUGCUCCAUGCUCUCAGAAACAUUCCUGAGUACUAGUACUUCUAUAGAGGCAGACAACGACAGUAGCUAUGGUUUAGUGGUAGGUGUUGGAAUAGCAGGACUUGUGAUUGGAAUUGCUAUAUGUGGAGCUGUAUACGUUAUUAUGACUCGACAUAGAACAACGUCUCAAAACAGAGCCAAUGCAGUCAAAGAAGAAAUCAACCAGCCAAGAUCUGUUGAGGUGUCCAAUGCUGUGUAUUCCGAACCUAUCAAACAUAAGAACAAUAAAUGUAAAACUGGUAUUGCCGUGGAAAAUGCUAUUUACAGUCACUUACAUGAAGACCUUAGCGAGGUCUGUAUACAAGCAGACUAUGACCAUGUGCCACAGUUAGGCACUGAGGAUGACGACUACAGUCAUUUGGGUACGUGCAACGCGACUGGUGUAGAUAGUCCUGAAGAAUAUGGAGUGGUCAAUUAAUUGGUAAAAGAAAUCGCUUCGUUUAUAUGUUUUGACUAAAACAAUUUAUGUCCUCCGAAAUAAACAAUAGCAAAUGGGGGAUUUCUUGGUACAUAUUGUAUGUGUCAGUUUGCAAUUGAUUUUUAAGGUUUAGGUUCUUUGUGUUAUAUCAUAGUGAUAAGUUGCGUAUUUAUUUCUUUUGUUAUAUUUAUAUGUAUACAAGACUGUGCUUAAUAAAACUCCUUUCAGUCAGUGAAAUCACUCACUGUUCAAUAAUCACUGAUAUGUCUUGAGAGAUAACAUGUACAAAGUGCUAGCCAAAGGGCGAGGGUUAGAUAAAUGACCAGAUGAUAAGUAAAUUAAAGGAUUUAAGCCAAUAUUGACCUGACUUGAACGAUGACAUUAUCCCUACUGCAAACUAUGUACUGUAUUUUUGUACAAUGACUCCUAUAUGAAAUACAUUUGCCGUAUAUGCACUGUAAAAAUAAGUAUCCUGGAAAAAUCUUAAACCUACAGAUGGUUUUGCGAGGGUCACUUGAAAAAAUAUUGUACAAGUUAUCUACACUGGUGCAACCGCUUGCAUGUUAUUAUUAUCAUUUUUUUAUUUUAUUUUUUGCAAAAUCAAUUUAUACAAAAUAAAUUAUUAUAAUUUUAAUCAAUGCGUGACAGACAUAAAUGAUAUUCAAAAAAGCUUUUAGAAACUUUUAUUGUGGCUUUUCUUAUUCACAAAUCGUAUUGAUAUUAAAAUGACAUUGUUAAUUAUUAUUAUUAUUAUAUUAUGAAACAAGAUGUAUCUUCUUCCAUUUUGUUUAGAAAUAUCGAAAUGCUGUUGUAAAUAAAAACAUUUUGUUAAUAGUCUUUCAUCCUUUAUAAUAUUCAUGAUUAUCAGUUGGUGGAAUACAGGUGUUCAAAGUGGAAGUGAAAUUUGUAUAUUGUAAUAACUGUUUUAUGAUGUGAGCAAAUUUUGAACACAGUUGUUAUAUUACGUAUGUGGUUUUUUUUAACGAUGAUAGCAUUAAAAUUGUUUGUUUUUACUAUGCUUAAUUUCGUAAUUUUCUUCUUUAAUGUAUUUGAAAAAGAGACUCUUAAAGUUACUGCUGUAACAUUUGCUUGCAUAAAAUUUAUAACAGUAGAUAUGCAUUUAACCUCGUACCAUGUGAACUCAAAAGAUUGUUUCUUUUUUUUUUUGUAAUCUGUGUUUCAUGAUACAACAUUGUCUUUUAUCACUUGUACAUUGUAAUCUGAAUGUAUAUAAUUGAAACGUUCUGCAGUCCAAGUCAAUGAUUGCAAAUGUCAAAUUGAGACAAUUAGAGCGUAACCUAAUACUUGACUUAUAUGUUGCUCCAGGUGAAAUUGUGCCAUUCUGUCUGCAGAAUGUUGACUGAAAGCGCUGAAAAUGUAACUGAAUGGCGAAGCUUUGCCAAUCUUAACAUUUAGCUACCUCUCAUUUGACUGAAUGGCAGAGUUUCCUUCUGUGUUGUAAAACAGAUUAGUGUAUUUUCUAAAUUUCAUUCUUAUUAGAAACUUUCCAAGAUAUAGGUAUAAAUUUUAUGUUUCUUAUUGUAUGAUUAGAAUGAUUACUGGUAUGUUAGAUUCUACCAAAAGGAAGAGAAUCUUAAGGCCGAACAAUAAAUUAAGAAGCUAAAAAAUUAUGCCAAGCGCUAUAAUAGUGUAUCUCUUUUUCAAUGUUAGGUUGCAGUAGUUACUCACAGACAUACAUCUCUUUAAAUUAUUAGAUAGCUUCAUGAACCUGAGUUCGUUUGUCAUUUAUUUUGUAAUUUUUACAAUUCAAAUAUAAUUCAGACAUUAAAAUUGCAUCUUUUAUUGCUUGAAGAUUUAAAAGAAGCUACAUUUCAAGACCAUGUAGAAAUUAAGAUUAAAGUUUGAAGUACAGUUCAUGUACAUGUAUUAACAUCAACAACCUGAGCUCGUCUUGAUCAUUAUACAUGUAUAUCAAGAUCUCUAUUUGUAAAAUUAAUGUAAAUGUAUGUUUACUUAUUACAAAGUUUUGUAUUGUAUAUAUUGUUAAAUAUUUGUACUGGAAUGUUUCUACUACUUCAAGUUAAUUGUCGUCAUUUGGUUGAGAUAAAUUCAUACGGAAUACAGUGAAAACAAUUGAUAUAUUUGUUUGAAGUUCAAAUACUAGUGCCGUACUACUUGUUUUUGUUUAUAUUCUGUAAAAAUGAUAUACUCCUGUAAGAGUAGAUAAUAGUUUCACUCCUAUCUUCUGCUUCUUUUUUGUUUAUUAAUUUGGUAUGUUUUUUUUUUUCAUUUUAU